This is a messenger RNA of Hymenoscyphus albidus, 5538 nucleotides long. The record is from the annotation of a GenBank genome assembly. Lineage: Eukaryota; Fungi; Ascomycota; Leotiomycetes; Helotiales; Helotiaceae.
GCCGAAACUCAGCAGCCAAAGCGACAUCAUUCACGCCCGCCAUUAACUGGACCUCUACCGGGACCUGGACCUUGACAUUCCCAUACAAAUCAUGCAAGAUCAUUGUGUCUGUCUUGGAUAAGGAACGAAACCGGUACUCAACAUCAACACCAGAUGCCAUACUCAACUGUGCAAAUAUCACCAUGCCCACUCCCGUCGGUUCCAUCUUGUUCUCCGCUGGGGCAUUGCUGAUUAUUGCUCUCGGGGUCCUCCUGAUCCUGCGCCAUUACCUCCCCUUACGAACAACACCGGCAUACCUCACGGUACCUAUCUUUUUUGCCCUGGGACUGCCAGCGAGCAUCGUACUGUUGGUGCCCAUCGACCUUGCCUCCAGUUCUAGAGGUCACGAUAGUGGCAGUCGAGGAAUAUGGCUUCCAAAUGCGGUGCUGUUAGUUUCAUGGCGCAUAAGCUACUGGCUUACUUUUGCUCUCACAUGGUAGGGAUAUUAUUCCUAUGUCGGGAAGAAAGCUAACGGGUGGAACUACAGGUUUAUCUUGCCCGUACUUGAAGAAUAUGCCGAUGCCGGAUAUCGAGAGCCCAAAAGCAGGCUCAUCUACUCCCUCCGCGCCAAUGCCCAAUACCAGGCGAUUGUUUUGGGAACGGGGUUGCUCGGGAUGAUAUACUUCUUUAUAUCCUCAGGCGCAUCAUUGUCGUCGCUGAAAGGCUUAAUAAUGGCACUCGCGUACUGCUAUUCCUUGAUAUUUUCAAUUAUGCUUAUGGGUCAUGGUUUGGUCGCAAUUCCACGAAGCCUUUUCCGAAGUGCCAAUAUCAGCGGAAGACUGAGACGUAUUCAGGCCAAGGCUGCCAAAAUACAUGAGAAGAUGGAAGCGGCAAUUGACAACCUGGAAGAUCUCGAGGCGCAAGUUGCUGCACUCUCUCUACGAAAGACUGGCUCCGCCAAACUAUUCAGUGAUUGGAUAGAGGAGUUAGCAGAAGAAUCGCAUUUCUCCGAUUCACGACCACGCACCUUGACUCGAAGGAUGUCUACUCCGAGUGUUACCAUACCCAGUGUUAUUACAGAGCGGUAUCUAGCAGACCUAAGCCGGCAGCUUGAUAGAGCAAGACAUAGCCGUGCGAGAUACCUUGACGAGUGGGAUCGUAUAUUACAGUCUUCGACAGAAACGCGUGCGGUUUUAGACUCGGCUGCGUCAAAGCGCAUUGAAUUAGGCGAAGCCUCCCCUCACGAUUCUUUUUUCGACCGCGUCACAAUUCUCAACCCGUAUACCCGAUAUAUUUUUUCCUACUACUUCCUUCCAUAUUACAGCAUUGGUCUCGGGGUCUUUCUUUCUUUGGCAUCUUUUUGCAUUAUCUGGUCAGAAGUGAUCAAAUCAGUCAAUCCUUUCUUUUCAAUAAUUGCCGUUACAGUUGUACACCAUGCCAAAAACGAGAGGGGGCAGAUUGGAUUUGCUGGCCAGGUUAUUUCGGCUUGUUGGAUUCUUUACAUGUGCUUUGCAGCCUUGGUCUCACUUACCGAAGUCAAAGUGUGGAGAGGAAGAGCGCUGGUAAGAAGAAAUACGCAUGGGGAAAGCGCUAUGUGGUACGCUAUGCAAGUUGCAAAACUUUCAGUGCCGUUGUCUUUUAACUUCAUCACAUUUCUCCUCCCCGACACGUACGAAAGAACGGUAUUCUUCAAAUUUCUUGGCAAAUAUGUCGAGUUAACGCCUCUCGGCACCUGGUUCAACCUGUUGUUUCCAACCUUCGUUUUGAUACCGGUCUUUGCUACCCUGCUUGGCCUUUAUGGAAAAGUCAAGAAUUGCGUUGGCUUUGGAGGCGUCAUAGAGGACGAGGACGAAGAAAAUGAGAGUGGCUAUGGAACUGGUUCAUGGCGUGAAGGUAGGGACUUGAUCGAACGAGAAUUGCAAGGAGCCUCUUCGCUAGGCCGACUUGCAAACAACGAACGCCGAUUACACGUUCCAGACAAUCCGAAUAAUCGACCCGCGCUAAUCCUCUCAGUGCCAGCUGCUGAAAGACGAGCUUUAGGGCAACCCUCGAGUAGCAGACCUGGAGCAAGCCAGUCAUCCGAACCUGAAGAAGAGAACUUUUUUGAGGCCUUUGGACACCGAUUCAAAAACACGAUGGAUACGGUCCAAACGCCGAAAUGGCUUCAGAACGUCGGAGACGGCUUUAAACGACCGAAGUGGAUGGGUGGUGACGCUGAAGAAGGGGAACCUUCUCAAAGUGGCGGCGAUAUAUCGCGUUGGUUUGGUGGUUCUGGGAGCUCGGGGAGGGUACGAUUGUAAAUGUCACAAGUCUGAAGCAUAGCGGGAGGAGUUUUUUUGUAUUAGAAUAGAUAUCUGGAUUACCACAGGGGGUAUGGAGUUAACUUUUUUGAGUACUAACAAAUAGAAACAUAUCAACAUUAACAUGAGCGUUCUGAUUCAAACCCAGCACGGAUAAUUCUUGGCCUCCAACGAUCGAUAGCUUCCAAGAGAUCAUCCCAAGGAUCGUUUUUUAAUAUGCUUCCACCGCGCGAGUCUCUGAAUUAAUCGUUCUGCCUCUUUCGUACAGCUUGCCUAUCACACUGUAGGGAUCUGGUCGAUAUUUUCAGCCUCGCAUUGCCUAGGACAAUGUAUGAUUGGCGGCUGCUGUGCUGUACGAACCAGAUCGUGACCGCCAGUGGUGCAUCUCAGGAUUGGUGGGUAUGUCCUGCGAGUAGCCGGGGGAAGCGGGUGAGCCCCAGUUCUGGACUGUACUGCUUUGUGCCAAUUGCUGUUUAAUAUUUGGGACCGAGGUCAGUCCACUAUACCGUUGGUCGGUACGCGCGAAGGUCCCCUGAUGGUUCCCCUAACGGUGGGGCGAGUGCAGGAAGGUUUACUUAUGUGAAUAUUAUGCUUGUUCUCUGCGCUUUCUCUUCUCCCUCUUCACUCUUUGCUUAUUUCCUCUGUCUUCUUCGGGGUUUUUGUGAUUUGGUUCUCUUACUAGCAAUUGCUCCUUUACAUUUUGUUGUGCGAUUGAAUACCGGGCGCAUUUGGAUGAGAGAAUACACCUUGGAGAGUAAUAUGUAGUGGGCAUCUCACCACUCUUGCAUGCACGAUGGACGAUUAUAUGUUUAAGCAGAAUGUGAAUCGGUGUACCAAUGUUCUCGAGUCAACGACGUAUUUCGAGAUCUUUUGUUACUCGGCAAGUUUCCCAAUUGACACCCGGUAGUGGGCAGCUUACAAUACUAAUUCUUCGCUCCAGGACUCUCACUAUGAUACCGUCGAAGAACACCCAUUAACACCCGAUGAAUUCGACAACUUCCUCCACCAACGUGUAAGUUCCCCCACCCCAUCUAUUUCAUUCAACCUCCAUCUAACAAUACAUCUAGGGAGCAUUCGUACCCCAUACCCGGGUCCCAGAAGACGUCACAUGCACGGCUUCCCUGAGGCUGAUGUGAGUUUGUCUCGUUUCCAGACUUCGGUUUUCGGGGUUAGGUGGUGAACUUGUCAUUUUGCUGACAUGGUCACACGAAAGACUUCAAAAAGAUGCAGAGAACCCCGAGACUUUUUCGCCGCAUGUUAUUAGUCUGAAGCAUCAGGAGUAUAUUUCUAUGGUUAAUGCUUUGCAUCUUCCCUAUCGGUCGAUUGAGAGUACGAGUUGUGUUGGUCCGUUUUUUUGGGCGGCUUGGGAUCAGGAUGAGGUUGAUCCGCAUUUACGUAGGUUGCUUUUCUUCUAGUUUUGCAAGUACUUGGGGGUGCAACAUUCAUGGAAAGUAUUGAUGGGUUUAAAUUUGACACUAGAUAAUGCUGUUUGCUAUUUUGGGAUGUCGACAAACCCCCUUAUUUUGCUAUUCUUGAAGCGUUGCUACCAGGAUGUGGAAAACCUCCGGUUUUUCAAAAUAUCAACGCUAACGAGAGAAAAUAGAAAUAAUUUACCGCAAAUCCGACGUCAGGAAGAAAGGUUACACCCGGGGCUGGGAACUCACCUUAUCCCACUCAGUAAACAAUAGCAUCACGACGGGCUUCUGCAAAGGAACACCCAGUUCUGACAUCGUAGAAUGCAUCCGCCACCUCAAAGCCUGCAAAACCCAAAUAGGCCACCCUAUGCUACUACCCGCAAUCAUCUUCUCCCACGACUUUUCCUUCAAAACCGACAUCAAACAACGCGCUGCACGUGACUGGCUUCGUCGUCUCGAGCACGCUGUAAGUAUGCGAACUGACAUCCUCGAAACUGAGGGAUAUGUAGAAGGCGGAGUAGUAGACCUCGAUGCCGUCAAUAGAGACUUGGUGGAGUGUCACAGCCAGGUUCUGUGGAAGCGACCGAAGGCUUAUAUUGAUAUUUUGGAUGGGCUUGAAAAGGCGAUGGUUCGCUUUUAUGAGAAGUUGCCGGAGGAGAAAAAGAAUAAGGUUAUGAGACAGUUGCAUUCUAGUAUGAUUUCUAGGAUGGACUUUUAUCGUGUCAAGCUACACGGUAUUGAAAGUUACGCUCAUACAACUCUCCAAAGGCUGGAGAUUCAGAGGAGUGCGGUGGGUUGAUCCGAGUCCCCGACCCCCUUUUUCUUUUCCUUAGCUAAGCGAGACUGAUUUUGGGCACAGCUUUAUAACAUUAUCGCGCAAAAGGAGUCCAAGUUGAACUUUCAGAUGGCAGGCGAACAGAGGUAUGAAGCUUCCCUAACAUUUCCUAAUUAUAUUUACUUUCCUCAACUCUAACCCCCUCCGUCCUCAGAAAACUCGCCCACGCAAGCAAACGCGAUAGCGCAGCCAUGAAAACCAUCUCCCUCCUCGGCGCCAUCUUUCUGCCCGGCGCCUACCUCGCAGCCGUCUUCAGCAUGACAUUCUUCGAUUUCCAUCCGGACCCCGAUCAGCCCGUCAUCUCGCAAUCCUUCUGGAUCUACUGGGCCUUCACCAUCCCCAUCACGUCCAUGAUCGUGGGCGGCUGGUGGUUCUGGGAGCGCAAAAGGGAGAAGAGAUAUGAAGAUGAGGAUCGCGAUUUGGAACGGGGCAGUGAUGUUAUGGAGAAGGAUAUUAUGGCGACGAUGAGACGUAGGACGAUGAGUAAGGCUAGUACUUGGGAUAAUCAUGUUAGUAAGAGGGAGUAGUUGUGGUGAGUCAAAAAAGGGAAAAGUGGCUGGGUGGUGGUUGGGGGCUCUGGAUGGGUGUUUCGGAUAUCCUUCCCCUUGUUACCAUCUCCUCCGUGGCCGCAAAACGGGGAAUAUGAAUGCUAUCAUGCGAGUACAACUUCGGGAAUCAUCCAUAUUCCUGGAUCUCAAGUUCUACUCGCACAACAGCAAUCUUUUCUUCCACCCUCUUCCCACCAAUUUCCCAUGUCAUGGGUGACCUUCUUUCUUCGCAUUUACUCAAGACACCAUGUGGAUACGAUUGGAGUCGAGCAGAGUUGGUCUUUUACUUUAUGUUGGUGUGCUUUUUUACGAGGCGAUGAUGUUUAUGAUUACGAGGUUAUGAGAUAUGGAAAAGAGUGGCGGAGCUUUUGAGGUCCUUUUAUACAGUAGUACGGUGGUAUAGCUAUAGAUUCUAGGGUAUAUAUUUUGGGCCUUCCAUUGGACCGUUUGGUAUGACAUGU